UAUCCGAGAAUUCUUUCUUAUAGUUUCUGAUCAGUUUGUGAGAGAGCCGGUCGCAAAUGCUUGCCUAAAAAUUAUCACCGAUUUUAUCCACCUAUUCAUCUCAAUAAUUCACUGAUCUUCCCUCACCGUAAGAACGCAGAGGGACAUUUCGUGACGGUGCUGAUGUAUGCGCAAACAUGAUUGAAUAUGCAAAACAGCAUUAUGGAGUUGAUGAUAAAUUGUCCUACCUUCAAUUAGAUAUCCAAACACCUGAACUGCCAGAAAACUUGAUUGAACACUUUGAUAACGCAGUGUCGUUCUAUGCCCUUCACUGGUGCAAGAAUACAAAACAAGUAUUGAAAAACAUAUAUAAACUCCUUCGUCCAGGGGGUAAGGCCAUCAUUCUGACAAUUUCACAUCACAUGAUCUACGAUAUGUAUCCGGAACAGGAAAACGAUCCAAGAUUUGCACCAUACGUAAAGAAUUCAAUGAAGUGGGCACCUCCUCACCAGGGCUGUUCGGAUGCUGAGCAGAUCAUGAAGAAAGAUUUAAUUGAAGCUAAAUUCAACGUGGAGUACUGCACUAACAAAUGGGAAACAUUCAAGUAUCCGAGUUUUGAGGCUUUCAUGGAUUUAGUGAUGGCCGUCAAUCCAUUUGUGCACCUGAUGCCAAUUGAUGUUCAAAAAGAAUACAGAAAAGAUAUGGAGGAACGACUCAAGAGCCAGUGUCCUGUCUCCAAGAAAGACAACACUACAGAUUGUCGCGUUUCAAUACUCACCACUAUAAUCCAAAAACCUCCGAUUUCAGAAGAAAUUGAUUUCAACAGACAUGUUUAAUGGUUGUCCACGGAAAAAUGCAAAUGUAAUAGACUUAAGGUAUUUUGGAGUCACUCAUAGGUUCAUUUUUACUGGUUAAAUAUGGUUGACCAAUCAAUUUAUAGAUGCUGACACUCUUAGACACUUGAUUAUGACUAUUUGUAAUUUUCUAAAUCAAUUUAUUCCUGAUUUUUCUGAUUUUAAAUUUGUUAAUUAAUUUGUGGUGAAGCACAAGCUUUCACCUUGUCUUUUUCUUUGCUUUAUCUCACUCUAAAGACUAUUUUAUCAGACCGAGUAGAAGCUGGCUUCUCCUAUUAAAAAAUGAUGAAAAAAAAAUUUUAUUGGUAAAAUGUAAUUCUUAAGUUGAAUGACUCUUCGUUAUAUUGU
Molecule: messenger RNA, 1181 nt
Organism: Fopius arisanus
Lineage: Eukaryota; Metazoa; Arthropoda; Insecta; Hymenoptera; Braconidae
Source: RefSeq, a predicted model, not a curated record